CCAUUAAACCCACAAAUGUAAUUUAAACUUAAUGUCAAACAGAUAUGUAUGUCAUUACUAUAUUCAUAAAUAAAAAAAAUGAACACAACAACGAAACAAUAAAAAUUUAACAGGCGAUUAUUCCGUGCUCUUAUUUGAAAAUGUCACUCAAACCUGACAGGCCACCGUAGGCCACGCCCUCCCGUCCUGAGGUAAACGCUUGAAUGAAAGUGAAACUUUCAGCUUGUGUUACUGUCACAAACAACCCGAUACUUUACUAUUUAAAUAAACGUUAUGUACUGCUGCCGGUCGCUACUGCUUAUUCUCCUCGUGAAUGUAUGUGCAUUUAGUGUGGAUGCAGCGAGAAAUGGGAAAUCAUCCGUGAAUCUGAAUCAUUUAGAGCACAUAGAUGCAGAUGCGGUGGAUCAGAUAAGAUCCAAACCGAAGACGCACGAGGGUCUGGGUGGGUUUGAACCCGGCGAUGUUGCCCCCGCGUUUAAAGUUCAGACUCUUGAUGGGGUGUUUGUGUAUCCUCCUCAGAAAGAGUCGAGGUCUGCUCUCAUCGUGCACGCCUUCACUAAUAAAUCCGCUUUUCUCGAGUGUUUGUGGACGUGGAACGAGUCUCUUACAGAUCUGCUGGAUCAUCUACCGUCCAGUGUUCAAGUCCUGUUCCUGUCUCUGGAUGAGACCGCUGCGCGUGAUGCUGUCUGGAUGAGAGAGCAGCUGUACAGCGCCACAGCACACAGGAGUAAAGAGAUCAUGUCCAGAUUGCAUUUCUCCCCUGUACCCGUGUAUGCAUUGGGUAACUGGAUACCUAGAGUCUUGUACUCAUGGGGAUGUGGUGGACACAACUGUGGCCUUGCCCAGGUGGUUUUUACCUCUCCAGACUGGAGCAUACCUGUGAUUUCCAAGCGUCUGAAUGCCAGAUACGACUGGCUCAAUAGCCGCUGGGGUGCAGAUCCAUACCGAUUGUUGGAUGCAGGUGAUGGCUGUAAACCUGACGCCUCCAUCAAAGGUGCAGUGGCUUGGAUAUCUGAGGGUGGCUGCUCUGUCUUCACAAAGAUAAAAAACAUGGCAGAAUCCAAUGCUACGGGUGUUCUGGUGUACGCUUUUCCUGGGAAUCCCAUACGGGACAUGAACUGCCUAGGGGAUGAAUGCUCCACCUCUCUCAACAUACCUGCAUCUAUGGUCCAUAUAGAACCCAGUGUCAUGCAAGCCCUACGAUCGGGGCGGAUUGUGAACGUGACCUUCCAGAUAACACCUUCUCCAAACUUCUUUAUUGGGAUCGACCAGCAGGGAGCCUUGUCUGAGAUGGGCUGGUUUCUCUAUCCAACCUUUAGAUUUAUUGCCUGGCAGGCACAGUGGUUUGUUUUCAAUGAGGGUUUGCAGGAACAGCUAAAACGGCCCUCCAGUGUAGUGCCUGUAUUCAACCGCAGUUUGAUGCAGGGAGAGAUGGGGGCUCGGGCGCUGGUGAAUCUUCCUAAAGACUUCUUGGAUUAUGACAUCCUAGAGUUGGAGGCCUCGCUGUCCUGUCCCGGCCGCAGGGAUGAGACAUGCGCUCAUUGGGAUCACACUGUGCAGCUGUAUGUAUGCUGCGAUCAGUCCAGCCCCUACUGUAACAUGGAGAUGGGCCGCUGGAUAACAGCCUUCCGCAGAGGCACGGGUCAUUGGCUGACUGAUGUGUCCUCUUUGAUUCCACUGCUGAAUAAUGCGACAUGUGCCUUUAACAUGAAGACUGUGCCCUGGGCGAUGCCCUGGAUGGUCUCACUCAAUCUACGCUUCAGUCGUAGCAAUCAGUCAGGAAAUUCCUCAGAAAGACUUUACCCUUUCAAUGUAAUGUCACUCUUCAGUGGAGGAACAUUUGACAAGGAUUAUAACAACAGAUACCAAGAAAUUAAGUUCACUCCUCCAGCUUCAACUAAGAAGGUGGAGUUAUACGCUGUUAUCACAGCCCACGGGUAUGAUGAGAACUUCUGCGGUGAAUUCUGUGUGACGUCACACCACUUUCUGAUCAACAGACAUAUUAAUAACACCCUCAUAUUUGACUCGGCAGGGUCACCCCUGGGCUGUGCCACACGGGUACCUGAAGGGGCAGUGCCAAAUGAACAUGGCACCUGGUUAUACGGUCGUGGAGGCUGGUGCGAUGGACUACAGGUGGAUCCGUGGAGGACAGACAUCACUGCGCAGCUGGACAUGGGUGGAACCAAUACCAUUCUUUACUUUGGACUUUUUGAGGGACGUGACCCAAAUCCAAAAACUGAUCCAGGCUAUAUUAUUAUGUACUCGUAUCUUGUGUACUAUAAAUAAUUUUACAGACCGUCUUCUGGUUAAAUUGAAGGAAGAAUCUACAAAAACUAUAUUUUUUUAUUUUCAGUUGUCUCUUGGCAUUAAUCAUUCAUUCGCUUGUGUACAAAAUUAUUGCUUUUGGAUGUAAGAAUUGAUUUUAAUAUUGCUUUGCUGCUAUUUCGUAAGGAAAAUGAUUUUUAUUUUUCUGUAUAAAUGUGUUCAGGUGGAAUCAGACAAUGAAUAAAUUUCUAAAUGUUU
Misgurnus anguillicaudatus (oriental weatherfish) is the source of this 2523-nucleotide messenger RNA. RefSeq lists its product as uncharacterized. Gene Ontology annotation, molecular function: oxidoreductase activity, acting on paired donors, with incorporation or reduction of molecular oxygen, reduced ascorbate as one donor, and incorporation of one atom of oxygen. Lineage: Eukaryota; Metazoa; Chordata; Actinopteri; Cypriniformes; Cobitidae. The record is from RefSeq and is a predicted model, not a curated record.